ACAUUGGGCGUCUGGGUCCGCGGCCUCGCGGCGGGGGCGUCGGGCGGGCAGCGGCGUACGAGCCGGGCGAGGUGCCCACCAAGAGCUACAGGGCGCUGACCAAGAUAGGCGUGCGGAUAGGCCCCGACUGGACAACGCCCGGCUCGCGAGCACCAAGGAUCCGAGGGAGAUGGCGAAGAUCAGGAGCGGGGAGUGGACCACCGCCAUCGAGGAGAAGCAGGUGUUCGAGGUGGUGGACGAAUGUUCUACGAGGUCGGCGGGCGUGUCCAGCAGACAUAUCUGA
Messenger RNA from Prorocentrum cordatum, 283 nucleotides. The record is from the annotation of a GenBank genome assembly. NCBI's taxonomy places the organism in Eukaryota, Dinophyceae, Prorocentrales, Prorocentraceae.